Rosa chinensis is the source of this 1656-nucleotide messenger RNA. RefSeq lists its product as uncharacterized. Gene Ontology annotation, molecular function: nucleic acid binding; RNA-DNA hybrid ribonuclease activity. The transcript has 4 exons. The record is from RefSeq and is a predicted model, not a curated record. NCBI's taxonomy places the organism in Eukaryota, Viridiplantae, Streptophyta, Magnoliopsida, Rosales, Rosaceae. Bases 1 to 1656 code for a protein of 551 amino acids.
AUGGAUAGCCAGAUAGGAUCUGAAAGAACCUUCCUUCCGAGAGUGCUUCAUGAGUUUGGUUUCUCUCAGUCUUUUGUGGAUUGGGUCCGAACAAUAUUGCACUCUGCUCGGCUUUCUGUGCUUAUUAAUGGGUCUCCGCAUGGUUUUUUCUCUUGUGAUCGUGGUGUUCGUCAGGGGGAUCCUCUGUCUACUAUUCUUUUUUGUUUAGCGGAAGAGGUUUUAAGCCGGGGGCUUGCCAACUUGUUUUCUGCUGGGCGUAUUCGUUCUAUUUCUACUCCAAGGGGUUGCUCUCCAAUUUCUCAUGUCCUCUAUGCAGAUGACCUAUUUAUUUUUUGCAGAGGUGAUGGCUCUUCUCUUCGUUGUCUCCAACAGUUUCUUACUCUUUACGGUGAAGCAUCAGGGCAACUAAUUAAUAAGAACAAGAGCACUUUCUACUUGGGUACUCCUUAUCUGCAUCGUCAGCGUUACUUCAAGCGGUUAUUGGGGUUCAAGAGAGGUGUGACCCCAUUCACCUAUUUGGGAGUACGAAUUUUUCGUGGUAAGCCUCGACGUAUUCAUCUCCAAGCCUUGGCGGAUAAGGCUAAAUCUAAGCUUGCUGGUUGGAAAGGAAAGCUUUUAUCUAUGGCAGGCAGGGUACAACUUGUUCAAUCAGUGUUUCAAAGCAUGCUUCUUCAUACUUUCACAGUGUAUAUUUGGCCUUCCUCUCUUAUAAAGCAUUUGGCUGUCUGUGCUCCGAAUUUUAUUUGGUCUGGAGACCUGGCGAUACGAAAGAUGGUUACUGUACCUUGGAGUCAGAACUCCAGAUGGCUUAUUGGCAAUGGUUCUAUGGUGAAUUUCUGGUCGGAUAAAUGGUUGGAUAUUCCAAUCUUAGAGGAGUUGCAACGUGUUUCACUUUCUCCACAACUGCAUGCUCUUGUCUCUGACUUUAUUGCUAACCAGCAAUGGUCCUUGCCAGCUCGGUUUUACUCUCUGUAUCCACAUAUUGCACAAAAGAUCCACAACAUUACUCUUCCCCUCCAAGCUGAAAGUGACUGUCUCAUUUGGGAACACUCCAGUUUUCGGGUCCCUUCUUUUUAUGAUGGUUAUGAGUUGUGGUUAGCUUGUUGUUUUGGCACUUCUUUGCCUUCUCAAGGGUCGCUUGACGACUUCUGGAAUGCUUUUAUUGGUAAGAGAUUCUCUUCUCAAUUAGCUAAUGUUUGGUUAGCAGCGGGUCUUUUUACUCUGAUGCAGAUUUGGAAGGUGCGGAACAAGCUGGUCUUUGAUAAUAAGCAGCCCUCUCUCUGGCGUGUUCUUUGUUCAAUUAAAUAUUGGGUUCGUUUUGCGGCACCCUACUUUCCAGGUAGUUCGAAAGGAUUACUGGAUGUAAAUAUUCUUAAGGAAUUUGGAGUUCAGCCCAUUAUUCAACAGGUGCGCAUCCCUUGUAUGGUUAGGUGGCUUUCUCCGACUCAUUCCUGGAUUAAGCUCAACACUGAUGGCCUUGCUAAAGUGAAUCCUGGGGCGGCGGCAUGUGGUGGCAUAUUUAGAAUUGCUGGUGGGCGUUAUGUUAGAGGCUACUGUCAGAACUUGGGUUUCCAGAAUGCUUUUUAUUCGGAGUUAAUGGCAGUGAUUAUUGGAGUGGAAUUUACUUAUCAGUUUGGUUGGCAUACUCUCUGUUAG